Peromyscus leucopus (white-footed mouse) is the source of this 1810-nucleotide messenger RNA. RefSeq names its product hydroxy-delta-5-steroid dehydrogenase, 3 beta- and steroid delta-isomerase 7 (gene Hsd3b7). Gene Ontology annotation, biological process: steroid biosynthetic process. The record is from RefSeq and is a predicted model, not a curated record. The transcript has 7 exons. The coding region runs from base 97 to 1236 and encodes 379 amino acids. Lineage: Eukaryota; Metazoa; Chordata; Mammalia; Rodentia; Cricetidae. Gene Ontology annotation, molecular function: 3-beta-hydroxy-Delta5-steroid dehydrogenase (NAD+) activity.
GGAAGGAAGCCUGUGUGCAGCUAGCUGGCCCAUCAGCCCAGGACACAAGCUCUCCAGUGGCCAGUUUGGACUCCCUGGAACUAGCUACAGCUGGGCAUGGCAGGGUCCGCACAGGUGCCGACACUGGUGUACCUGGUCACAGGUGGCUGUGGCUUCCUGGGGGAGCACAUUGUUCGGAUGCUGUUGGAGCGGGAGCCCAGGCUCCGGGAGCUGCGUGUCUUUGACCUGCACCUGAGUUCCUGGCUGGAGGAGCUGAAAACAGGGCCUGUGCAGGUGACCGCCAUCCAGGGGGAUGUGACUCAGGCCCACGAGGUGGCAGCUGCCGUGGCUGGAUCUCAUGUGGUCAUCCACACGGCUGGGCUGGUGGAUGUGUUUGGGAAGGCCAGUCCAGAGACCAUCCACAAAGUGAAUGUGCUGGGCACACAGAAUGUGAUUGAGGCUUGUAUGCGGACUGGAACUCAGUUCCUGGUCUACACGAGCAGCAUGGAGGUUGUGGGGCCUAAUAUCAAGGGCCACCCCUUCUACAGGGGCGAUGAAGACACCCCAUACGAGGCGGUCCACAGACACCCCUACCCUUGUAGCAAAGCCCUCGCUGAGCAACUGGUCCUGGAGGCCAAUGGGAGGAAGGUCAGUGGAGGGCUACCCCUGGUGACAUGUGCCCUCCGACCCACGGGCAUCUACGGUGAAGGUCACCAGGUCAUGAGAGACUUCUACAACCAGGGCCUGCGCUUUGGGGGUCGGCUGUUCCGGGCCAUCCCGGCUUCUGUGGAGCAUGGUCGGGUCUAUGUUGCGGCCCAUCUCCCUCCCUCCCUACUGGCAGGCAAUGUGGCUUGGAUGCACGUGCUGGUGGCCCGAGAACUGGAGCAGCGGGCGGCGCUCAUGGGUGGCCAGGUCUACUUCUGCUAUGACAAGUCGCCCUAUAAGAGCUACGAGGACUUCAACAUGGAGUUUCUGGGUCCCUGUGGACUUCGGCUGAUAGGCACCCACCCACUUCUGCCCUACUGGCUGCUGGUGCUUCUGGCUACCCUCAACGCCCUCCUGCAGUGGCUGCUCCGCCCACUGGUGCUGUACACACCCCUGCUGAACCCCUAUACUCUGGCCAUGGCCAACACCACCUUCACCGUCAGCACCAACAAGGCCCAGCGCCAUUUCGGCUACAAGCCUCUCUUCUCAUGGGAAGAGAGCAAGGCCCGUACCAUUCACUGGGUGCAGGCCUUGGAGGCUUCGGCCAGGUGAUGUGGCCAGGGCCUGGAGGCCGCUGUGGUACAUACUCAAGAUCCUGAGCCUUCAGAACUGGAUGGAGAGAAGCGCGGCUGCCUUCUGAAGCUGGGGGCUGUGGUGCCUGACUGGACGGAUGAUAUGGACCCUGCCACAUUUUAACUACACAGAUCUCGAGCCUGGGUGGUCUCCCAGCCUCCAAGUUCGAGGACCUGUCUUUGGUCCCAACUGAGGCCUGCCAGCUGGUUGGCGAAACUGAAUCCUAAUGGUCCCACUACCCCUUCCCACUUCCGGUUUCUCAAGCUGGAAGGGGCAAAGAUCCCAGAGACCCGCUGGUCUGCUUUCUCCGGGUGUCUUCAGACCUGCCUUCUGCCACAUCUGGCUCUCCUUAAGAGGUUAUGGGUCCAUCAGUUUCCUCGGUGUAUUUCUUUUAGACAUUUACCUUGUAAUUUGCUUUAAAGAAAACUGAAGAAAUCAAUGAUUCGCCAUGUCUUGCCUCUCCACCCAAAUUCAGCUCCUGUGAUAUUAACUUUCUGCCAAGGAGGCCACCCAUGCUGCGUCUGGCCAAGCCUGGAUUAAAAAGCCUUUCCAA